This is a messenger RNA of Erigeron canadensis, 1821 nucleotides long. RefSeq names its product histidinol dehydrogenase, chloroplastic. The record is from RefSeq and is a predicted model, not a curated record. The transcript is spliced from 16 exons. The coding region runs from base 150 to 1640 and encodes 496 amino acids. Gene Ontology annotation, biological process: L-histidine biosynthetic process. Gene Ontology annotation, molecular function: histidinol dehydrogenase activity; metal ion binding; NAD binding. Lineage: Eukaryota; Viridiplantae; Streptophyta; Magnoliopsida; Asterales; Asteraceae. Gene Ontology annotation, cellular component: chloroplast stroma; cytoplasm.
AAACGAAACCACAUACACAACACUACACCACGGCAUUCGUCACGGUCAGCCAGUCAGUCCACGCUCCGCCGUGUUCCGUCGAUACUCGCCUGCCUGUUUCCAACGUUUAUCCGUCGCUUCACGCGCUUCCCACUCUCCAAGACUUUCUAAUGUCAGUUGUAGGUUAUACUAGUCAGCUGGUUUUCACUCAGAGCUCGUCUUCCCGUCGUUUUUGCUCGUUACCUCGGUCCACUAUAGGCUCCUUUGGAGCUAUAACAACAUCAAGGAAAUUGUCAUUUAAAACACACCAAGCUUAUUUACCAGUGCCCCUUUCUAACACUACUACGUGUGCAAUGAAAUCCUAUAAGCUAGCUGAUCUUACACAGAUGGAGGUUGACAAUCUCAAAGCCCGACCCCGAAUUAAUUUUACUUCCAUUUUCAGUACAGUUCAACCUAUUGUUGAUGAUGUUCGCAGCAGAGGUGAUGCGGCUGUUAAAGAUUAUACUCUCAAGUUUGACAAAGUUGAAAUAGAAAAGAUUAUUGAAAAUGUCAAUGAUCUUCCAGACCCGGAGCUUGAUGAUGCUGUUCGCGAGUCCUUUGAUGUGGCAUACAGCAACAUCUAUGCAUUUCAUGCUGCACAAAAGCCAGUUGAGAAAGUCGUUGAGAAUAUGAAAGGUGUUAGAUGCAAACGAGUGGCGAGGAGCAUUUCUUCUGUUGGUCUUUAUGUUCCAGGAGGCACUGCAGUUCUACCCUCAACCGCUCUUAUGCUUGCCAUUCCAGCACAGAUUGCUGGAUGUAAAACAGUAGUGCUUGCAACUCCUCCAUCUAGUGAUGGCAGCAUCUGCAAGGAGGUACUAUAUUGUGCGAAGAAGGCCGGUGUGACCCACAUUCUUAAAGCAGGAGGAGCUCAGGCGAUUUCUGCCAUGGCAUGGGGAACGUCAUCAUGUCCUAAGGUUGAGAAGAUAUAUGGUCCUGGAAAUCAGUACGUAACAGCUGCAAAAAUGAUUCUACAAAACAGCGAGGCUAUGGUAUCUAUCGACAUGCCGGCAGGGCCAUCGGAAGUGCUCGUCAUUGCUGACAAAUAUGCCAGCCCUGUUCACAUAGCUGCGGAUCUGCUUUCUCAGGCGGAGCAUGGGCCAGAUAGCCAGGUGGUUCUGGUAAUUGCAGGUGAUGGUGUGGAUAUCAAAGCCAUUGAUGAAGAAAUCACUAAACAAUGCAAUAGUCUCCCAAGAGGAGAGUUUGCUUCUAAAGCUCUUAGUCACAGCUUUACUGUGUUUGCACGUGAUAUGGUUGAGGCAGUUACAUUUUCUAACUUAUACGCACCGGAACAUCUGAUCAUUAAUGUAAAAGAUGCAGAGAAGUGGGAGAGCUUUAUUGAAAAUGCAGGCUCUGUGUUUUUAGGGCAAUGGACUCCAGAGAGUGUGGGGGAUUAUGCAAGCGGGACAAACCAUGUUCUUCCUACUUAUGGAUAUGCACGCAUGUACAGCGGGGUGUCUCUUGACUCUUUCUUGAAGUACAUAACUAUCCAGUCUUUGACAGAAGAAGGGCUUGCAAAGCUUGGUCCUCAUGUGGCAACCAUGGCUGAGGUUGAGGGAUUAGAUGCUCAUAAAAGAGCAGUAACCCUUCGCCUUGAAGACAUUAAAGCAAGACAAGUUGUAUGACCACAACUUUAACUCCCUACUAAAUUGGGACUGUAAGAAACUUAUUUUUGGUGUCAUUUGAACUUGGAAAAGUAGUAAAUUAGACUGCUCUGUUAGUUGUUCUUAAAAAAUGUUCAUUUUUGAGUUUGUAGAUCUGGCUGACACUGAGGUCCACUAAAUAAUAAGGUUUCUUAACCUAUAA